Molecule: messenger RNA, 730 nt
Organism: Peromyscus eremicus (cactus mouse)
Lineage: Eukaryota; Metazoa; Chordata; Mammalia; Rodentia; Cricetidae
Product: cytochrome c oxidase assembly protein COX20, mitochondrial
Exons: 3
Coding region: 43-462 (139 amino acids)
Biological process (GO): mitochondrial respiratory chain complex IV assembly
Cellular component (GO): mitochondrion; mitochondrial inner membrane
Source: RefSeq, a predicted model, not a curated record
UCCGUCGCGGGCCUGGGCGGGGCGGGGCUGACGGCUGGCACCAUGGCUGCCGCGCGGGAGCCCCAGGAGCCGGAAAAGAAGACCUUUAAGCUCCUAGGAAUUUUAGAUGUUGAGAACAUUCCAUGUGCACGAGAAUCUAUACUCUAUGGCUCAUUAGGAUCUGUUGUGGCUGGACUUGGACAUUUCUUAGUGACCAGUAGAAUUAGAAGAUCAUGUGAUGUUGGAGUAGGAGGAUUUAUCCUGGUGACUUUAGGAUGCUGGUAUGUUUGCUGGAUAUUCCAGGAAAUUCAGAUUUCUUUUGAGACAGGGGUUGUGUCCUGGCUGUCCUGGAACCAGGCUGGUCUUGAACUCCCAAGUGUUAGGAUUAAAGGUGUGCACCGCCACCACCUUCAGAAAUCAUUGGUGGACAGGUGUUUUCUCUGUGCGCCUGCCUCCUCCCCUCCUGAGUGCUGCUGGGAUUAAAGGCAUGAGCCACCACACUCAGCUAAGUAGUUAUUUAUCAAAAUCUGUCCUAUGACUAUUGAAUGUUUGAACAGAUGAAUGGCAGAAUAAUCAUGUUCUACAAUAGAUACAAUUAAUCUAAGGUGACUAAGUUUACAUUUUAUGUACUUUAAAAAAAAAAUUUGUAUUUUGAAAGAACACCUUUAAAUACAGCUUUGGGUUAGUCAUUUUGGAAAUGUGUAUAAAACUACUUAAAAUCCCUUAGGUUAUUCAUAUAGAACUAGUAAUU